UCUUCUCGGUAAUCACACGUGUGAAUCGACCUCGUCGCGCUCACCGUUUUCUUUUAUUACUUUUUUGACACUGCUGAUCUGUUGUCACCGCGGUAGAGGAGCAGAAGAACAGAUCUCCAUUGCCAUUGAAUCUCCCCUCGCGGAGAUUCAUACGAGGAAGUUUAAUGAUGGAUAAAAGGAAGAAUUAUUGUACUUUUGAAGGGAAGAGUUGAGUUACCCCAUCUAAUUUGCCCAGGAAACUGUUAAAAUGCUUUUGGCUGUAGAAGGAGGAGGAUUCUUUUCUUCUUCGGCAUCAGGGUAUACUAACGGUCUUGCCCUUUUGCUUUUUGGACGAAGAAAUGAAGAACCCAUGAAAGUCUCACCUUGGAAUCGUUACCAGUUAGUGGAGCAGGAGUUUGAACCUGAACCUCGGUCAACAGCCAGGAAAACUCAAAAUUCUCGGGGCUGUGCUUCCUUCAAUUGCUUUGGGUGUGCUCAUGUGCAACUUGAUAGGCAUUCUCCUAGUUCAGUCAGUCUUGUUAACCAGUCUGAGACUCAUCCAGAAACAGCCUCUUCUGAUACGAGUAAGACUUCAACUACUGAUGCUCUUAAUAAGAGUGACAAGAAGCCUUGCCUGAAGAAUAAUUUGAAGAAACCUUCCAGAGAUUGUUCUGCAAGUUGUGAAGUAGUCAAUGCCAAUGAACUUUCAGAACAAGUGGAAAAUGAGACAUCUUGUUCCACACUAGGGAGAAAAGUUCAGUGGACAGAUAAAUGUGGCAAAGAGCUUGCCGAAAUCAGAGAAUUUGAACUCAGUGAUUAUGGUCUAUCAGAUGAGGAAUUCAAUCAAGAAAAAUUCAGAAGAUGUGAUUGCGUGAUUCAGUAAAUUUUCAUCUAGAAAGAUAGAUGUAAACGUGCAAGAUCUGGUUAGCGCUCUGACACUGCCAUUCAAAGAAUUUGCCAAUCGACUGCAUAUUCAAGCGUUGAUUACAAGAGCCACGGGACGUGACGGACUUUUGUUUCUUCUAUUUGUUGUGUCCAUGUUUCCUUUGCCUGAUUCUUUCUUUACAGUUUUAUUGAACUUUGGCAAUCUAUGAAAAGCUAAAUUCAGCGUCUCCUUUCUCAACA
Messenger RNA from Zingiber officinale, 1104 nucleotides. RefSeq lists its product as uncharacterized. Bases 248 to 862 code for a protein of 204 amino acids. The transcript is spliced from 3 exons. Lineage: Eukaryota; Viridiplantae; Streptophyta; Magnoliopsida; Zingiberales; Zingiberaceae. The record is from RefSeq and is a predicted model, not a curated record.